AUGGUCGUCCUGGAUGCAGAAUUAUGCUUGCUGGCACCGCCAGAUGAUGAAGAGGAGGGGUCGAAUCUUGCCAAGGCCUCAAAACUGCUUGAUCCGGUAGAACACUUGGAACAGUGGCGUGUGAUUUGCAUUGAUUUCCAUCGCUUUCGGGCAAAGUGUCCAGACAAGUGUAAGGAGCUUAUUCGGCAAGGAAUUCCUGAAUUUCUGCGAGGUUCAGUGUGGCAGAAGUUGGCACUGUCACGGGAACUGCUUCACAAACAUCCAAAGGACAUUUAUGAGCAGAUGCGGCGUGUACAGACAGCCCCGUGUGAAGGUGAUAUUGUCAGAGACAUAAAUCGGACAUUUCCCAAGCACGUUCUCUACAGAGACAAGCAGGGUCUUGGACAGCAACAGCUUUUGAAUGUGCUUCGGGCCUAUUCCAUUUUUAACGCAGAGGUUGGAUACUGCCAAGGCAUGGGCUUCAUAUGUGGUGUGUUGCUCAUGUACAUGGGUGAAGACGAUGCUUUUCUCAUGCUAAUCUCUUUGCUGGAGAACUACCGCAUGGCUGGCCUCUUCAUGCCAAACCUCCCGCUCUUGAACAAGUACUUUUUCCAACUUCAAAGAUUGCUUGAGAUCAACCUGCCUCUUUUGCAUGAGCAUCUCACAGAACAAGGUGUUGAACCUACAAUGUAUGCAUCUCAAUGGUUCAUGACUGUUUGCAUCUACAACUUUCCCUUCUCUACUGUGGUGCGAGUCUGGGACAUCUUCCUUGCAGAAGGGGUGCCUCAUAUGUUGAAUCAGGAAGCCCUGCUACAUCAGUCCUUCGAGCAGAUCCUGCAGACCCUGAAACAGGACCAUCGAAAGACAAUGAAGCUCAUCAAAACCGCUCUGAACAUCAAGCUCAAGAAUAAGACCCUGAAAGACAUAGAGCUGCUGCCUCAGCACUAUGCACGGAACUGCGCUGCCUUGAGCACUGCCAUCCAGGAGAAAGACAAGAAGGAUGCCGAUGAAAAGAAAGAAACCAAAGAGGACAAACCCAAAGAGGUGAAGAAGGACAGGCGGGAUGUGGUCGUCCAUCCCAUUGUUCUUCUUGGCGUGGUUGAUCACUACAAUCGAGUGGCCAAAGGCACCACGAAGCGGGUCGUUGGCACACUGGUUGGCGAGGUUUCGGACUAUAGCCUGCACAUCACCAAUUGCUUUGCGGUGCCGUUCGAGGAAGAUCCUCGAGAUCCUCAGGUUUGGUUCUUGGAUCACAACUUCCACGAGUCAAUGUUUGCGAUGUUCAAGAAGGUAAACACAAAGGAACGCAUCGUUGGCUGGUACUCAACUGGUCCGAAGAUCAAGCCAUCGGACCUGAGCAUUCACGAGCUAUACCGACGGUAUUGCCCCGAGCCAGUGCUAGUUGUGAUGGACGUGCAGCCAAAGGAUCUGGAGCUGCCAAUGGAGGCCUACUACUCCGUCCAAGAACAGACCUCAGAUGAGGUUUUCAAGAGAACGUUUUGGCACGUGCAGUCAACGGUGGGCGCUUUUGAGGCAGAAGAAGUUGGUGUUGAGCACCUUCUUCGAGACAUCAAAAAUGCGUCAGCUUCAACCCUUGCAGUGCGGGUGGGCGACAAAAUCGGUGCCUUGAAGGGCCUUGCAAUGCGACUUCGGGAAAUUUCCCAAUACCUGAGCCAAGUGGUAGCUGGAAAGCUUCCAAUGAACCAGGAGAUCAUUUACCAGCUUCAAGAGAUUUUCAAUCUGAUGCCGGAUCAGGACUCCGAAGAGCUCGUUAGAUCUUUGGCAACAGAGACGAAUGACAUGAUGCUGGCAUUGUAUCUGGGUAGUAUGCUGCGCUCGACUGUGGCAUUGCACAAUUUGAUCAACAACAAGAUGAAGAAUAAAAAGGUCAAGGCCGCAGCUUCGGUACACAUUGCACCUCCUCCGUUUGGCUUGCUAGCUUAA
Molecule: messenger RNA, 1923 nt
Organism: Durusdinium trenchii
Lineage: Eukaryota; Dinophyceae; Suessiales; Symbiodiniaceae
Source: the annotation of a GenBank genome assembly